GCGUGGAGAUCAUGCUAUUGGCAGAGGAAUCAAUGAACUGCGGUGGGAUCGGUGCAAGACUAGUAGCCGGCGGUGGUUAGGGAAACUGCGAUCCCCUUCGCGUCUGAGAAAGGAAAGCCUAGAGUUAACCGUUGCAACUUCACCUUUGCCUGAACCAGGAUAAGCACGAUAGGAUCCAACUGACGAAGGAAUAGUUUUGACACAGAAAAUGAAGAAUUAAAGUUCGCUGAGAUAUAAAGUCGAAAUCUUGGUCAUAAUUUGACCGAAGUCGGAUCAAGUCAAUGAUAGCGGACAGUGAGGGUCCGCAGAAAUUUCCAGCAUAUUAUUCGCAUACCACCUCAUUUUCGACAUCUUUUCGGCGCAACCAAGCACUCACGCCCGUCAACGCUUUCUAAAAAGACCCCUUUUUAAAAUUAAUGCAAGAAUGGUGUUACCGGAUUUGUCCUGAUUGGAAGACGGACCACGUGUGAUUUCGUUUUGCCCUGCAGUUCUUGUCUAUGGUCCGCGCGGGUGGUUGAAUGGUGACGAGUGUUCAAUAAUCAAGAUAUAUUACGACCAAGACCGGGAAGUAUCAUAGAAUAAGUACCCUCCAGAGAAUAUGAAAUAAACGAUGAGAAUAAACAGUAUGAGAUUUGCAGGGUCCCGAUUGGGAGCCUUGAAUUUAGUCUCAUUUUUAUCAGGUUACCUGCCCAACCUGCUGCAACAUAUUAGAUCUACCAAAUCUGGUACAGUAAUCUGACUGCCCGAGCAGAAUUUUCUAAACAAUCAAACUAAAGGCCAUUAGAUGACUACCAGGCUCACUUCGUCAAUAGGUGGUUAGCAUGGGCGCUUAGCAUAAUCAGUCUAACCAGAACGUGAAGAACACGGCGACCACGAUAACAAAUGCGAGACUUGUAUACAGUCGGCGCUCAAACCAUCUGAGCUACAAGGGCGCCAAAUAGUUCAAAAUUGGGUUAGACAGAUUAUUCGGCUCUGUCAAAAACCCCUAUAAACGAGUCUUUGCAUUAUGCUUGCUUGCAGCACGUUCUGCAUACGACAUUUAUGAGUUCUGAAAAUGAGGGUUUCGCGCGCGGCAAUUUGGGUUUCGAGUUCCCUAUUAGCUGGUCCCCAUGUUUACGUCGAUCCCUUCUUGUAGAAGCAGCACCAGGUUUUAGAUAGAGACAACGAUGACUGGGGUGGUUAUCUCUACCUUCCUAACUGUCGUCGGCUAGCCAUACUCGACUGACCGUUCGCGCAAAGGGAGGAGCAUAUCCCGUAACCUCAAUGGCGAACGCCACCCCCACGAAAGUACCACGUUUGACACUACUACUACGUGUCUCCGCUCCGGACUGUCAUAGAGAGAACUAUUUCAGUACGGUAUUACUGGCUCUACUGCUUAUGGCUGAUUUUCGCCAAUGCUUCGGUGUAUGAGUAUUCGAUUCUGCUUCUGCUAAGGAAUGUGUGGCGGCCAGCCAUCAUGACCGGUCUGGCGUCAUUGUUCAAGACCUCACUGGCUCAAGGUCAUUCACCCCUUGGCAGUGAGCCGUUCCAGACGCGCUGACCUGAGGUCACACGACCGACAGCUCGGGCAUACCUGCGUCCGCACAGCCGCAGCUGCCCAUGAGGCCACUUGAACGUGCCACUCCCUGCAACCAGCAAAACAAGCCACUGGGAUACUACCCCUCGGCAAAUGCAACACACGCCGAUUGGAGACCACUUGAGCUUGUCCCACGUGCCUACAAAAGCGGCUGCCACCACUGUCCCAGUGACCCUCAGGCAUGACUGGACGCAGUCAACACCUACCCUGGCUUCGCCGGUGGCCACUGCCGCCUGAGAGGACAACUCCGGGUUCUGUGCGCAAAAAACCCCUCAUUCUGGUGCCUUCCGUCUUCUCUCCUUCGAUCAUGGCAUUCGACCCGGUGGUUGUAGUGCUCAGAGCACUUGCUCCCACCGCUUGGUCACAACAAAUGCACUUUUACCCUUGGGUGAAUGAAUACUCGAUGGCAACAGAGUUUUGCCCCAGGUAAGGUGUUAACUCGUCCCGCAAAUCCAGCGCACACAUUUGAACUACAGUAUCCCAUUCUUAGAAUGUUCGUUUUUGUUAAAUUUUAUCCAACCAGCGACGCUCAACUUACAUGACACUCAGACUCCAUCCAAAAUCAGCGGAGGCUAUACUAGGCAUGCGCUCUUAGCAGGGCUACGCGAGCUCCAAUAUCCUACCCGAGGCCCGGCAUUUUUUACCAAUUAUAAGCUUAUCGGUGGCAUUCCCCUUGAACUUUCUUCAGGCACCACGUUACACCAGGACGGACUGGAAUUUGAAUUUUAUUUCAUUGCGCACAGUUGUGGCUACUGCUUAGGACGCAAUUCAUUCCACCUCCUAUUCUUAUAUUCAUUUACAAUUAAGCGUACUGGUGACUGUAAUUCCAGCCAUAUCGACUGCUUAGCCGGCUGGGCGCACCAUGUUCUGGUGUCAUCGUGAGGCAGUAUUCUGCCGCAAUUACCACCACUCCAUCCUAGGUUUAGCGUUUGUACUAAUUAUAAUCAUACCAGUGACGUUUGCCUAGUAUACUCUUCAGGCACAGGGCAAAAUCAAGGCAGACCUAAAAUUCUUUGUACUAUCAUCACGCCAUUUCGAGCCUCAAUACCCCAUUCCAGGCAUGGAGUUCUCGCUAAUUCUUAUCGUCCCAGCGGCAAUUCGCUGGCAUGUUGUUCAGAUACAGUACAGUAGCAAAUAAAGGCGGUAAGGGUAUGGUUUACGGCCGGGGUUACUUACCUCGGGGAGCAAUUGUGUUAAAAAAUAACUGGUGGUAUUUAUUUGUACGUGUCAGAGAAAUAAAUAAAAAGACCUCGCGGUGGCUGUUGUGUGAGUACAGUCAAGAUGCUCCAAGGAUCCCAUCGGAGUAAAAAUACGGCAAUGAAAUACCUUUUCGAUAAUGCCUUCAAAGUGGUAUUAAAUACAUUUACUAUUAUCGUGAAACGAUAAAAAUAUUGCCAUCUUUUAAUUUGUCACAAUAUGGAGGAUCAAAGUGUGUGAUAGCACAAGGUACUUCGAUGUUCAGCCCUUUCGCUUAACAGAAGUGCUCCCAGGAGUUAGUAAAGCUAACCAAAAACCAUACUCUUGCCAAUAAGACCUCGCUCCAUAAUUUCACCUCGCCGAUGUUGACUCCGAAAUUCCAUUUUAGACACGGUGCAAGUUUGUGUUUGCCAAAGCCUGGAAUAAGAGCAUAAUUACAUAAGAGUAUUGACGGAAAUGAAAUAUUAACGUCUACCUGCUCAUUUAAGUAGUAUUUAAUGUUAAAUGUAUAUCGCUAAUAUAACAGCUUGCCGGGUCAGGCAUGUGUAGGUGUAGCGUCGCUGAAAUACUCCCUAAAAUCUCGUGCUUCGAUUUUUCCGUAUUUUGAAGUUCUUUUGGCUGUUGUCUACGCGUGUAAUUGCCGUGCACGCCACGUCCGCAGUUUCUGUUGAUCUGCUUACUGCCAAGAUUUGACUCUCACUCACGCAAAAAGCAGCCUAAGUCUUUUUGGUAAAAAUGCGAAUUCUUAGAUAUUCACAUGCUUUCCCUGGAAACUCUGAGCAAUGUCUCUGCUUCCUUAAUGUGGAAUCCCGCUCUCAGACAUACUGAUUAGAAAUAAUUAUCAUAUAACUUUAUUAAAAGACUGUCGCCGUGGCCUCGGUGGCGCAAUGGAUAGCGCGUCUGGUUUCUACCCAGAAGGCUGUGGGUUCGAAUCCCACCCGAGGUGCGAUUUUGCGGUCGAUGAUCCGAAGCACUCACAACCGUCGGUAAUUAAUACCACGGGCGAUUUUCCGUUCUUCCAACGGUGGUCCGUGAGGCAGCGGCCUGGCGACAGGGGAAUGCUGCUACUGCAUUAGCAGGAUGCCACUGAGUAAAGUAUUUCACCAUAACUUACUUGCAUUGACUUCAUAAGACAGUGUAAGAGACGGGGCUUUUGCGUCCAAAGAAAAACCUUGUGAACUUUGAUUGCAGGGAUGUUCGUGCGGGGGGUUAGGGGUCCCGGAAGGUCGCAUAACGAUCUAUAUAUAAUUAAUUCGUCACGCAGGCACAGCCACGUUACAGGUACCGGAACUGUCAAGCAUGCUUGACAGCGAACUGAGGGUUGAAUUGCCUCACUUGCAAGUGAGGCCAUGGCAGGAUUUCAUCCCUAAUAGCACGGUAAGCCGAUUCUUAAUUAGCGCCUCAGCACUCAGUCGUAUCUGAAAAUUGAUUGGUUCCCAGCCCCCCAGCCAUAUGGCGUAGACCAGUCGACUUAAGUCGACUCACCCACUUGGGUGCGAAUUUAAAUUCGCACCCCUGCUAGCACCAGUUCCGGGACGGCCGUCUGGACCCGUCAAACUCACGUGGCACGAAGGGGCUAUGUCCAAUAUGGGCGGGGCUAUGCACGGGGCUAUGACGGAGCUAGGGAUUCAGUAGCCCCUUAUAAGGGGCUACCGAAUAUAUUGUCCCGUUCCCGAAAAAACGUGCAUGGGUACACAAUUCUCUCCGCGGUAUUAACACCCCUUUUAUCGGUCUUUCGCCUUACUAGAUUCCCCAUACAACAGGUCCUACUAUUCUUCAUGGGAACGCGGAAAAUCAAAACCCCUUAGAUUUCCUAAAUGUAACCCACCUGCGUUUGCCACUGUAAUUGCGCCGACAAAUCAUACGUACCCCCAGGUCUACACGAACAAAAAUAAUGGACAGCAAAUAUGUGCAUGUGGUGGUUUAUUGAAAAACACGUAAAAUAAAAAAGGGGUAGGGGAGUAUGUACAGAGAGCAUACUGGGCACGGACUUCGUAUUGUUCGAUCAAUUAAUUGACCACCCUAGUAGCAAUAGAUAUCGAGUCGAUAUACGUGAAUAGCGAUUUAUCGAGAUAUCACGUAAUUGGCCACCUCGCUCAUGCAAUCUGACAUUUCAUUGGUUGCCGUUCUUUAGUCGUCUAUCGAUUGCGCGCACACGCGGCCGCGCCAUUAUUUCGCGUGAGCGGCGUGGAACGCGUGAGUUGACAGUCCUUGCACUUACUUGCCAUUACUGAUUUAUAUCUCUUGUUUGCUACUCUUCCAUGUUAACUCUGUUUAGGCAGGGAUCCCGGAGAACACGAAUAA
This is a messenger RNA of Spirometra erinaceieuropaei, 5077 nucleotides long. Lineage: Eukaryota; Metazoa; Platyhelminthes; Cestoda; Diphyllobothriidea; Diphyllobothriidae. The record is from the annotation of a GenBank genome assembly.